This is a messenger RNA of Antrostomus carolinensis (chuck-will's-widow), 923 nucleotides long. Its product is annotated as RING finger protein 214. The annotation marks the transcript as partial. The record is from RefSeq and is a predicted model, not a curated record. NCBI's taxonomy places the organism in Eukaryota, Metazoa, Chordata, Aves, Caprimulgiformes, Caprimulgidae. The transcript has 5 exons. Gene Ontology annotation, molecular function: ubiquitin-protein transferase activity.
GAUCAGUUCAACGACCACAUUCAGAUGGUGAGAAAUGGAACGAAGCUGAGCAGCCUCCCCCAGAUCCCGACCCCGACGCUCCCUCCUCCACCCUCAGAAACAGAUUUCAUGCUGACGGCAUUCCAGCCCAACCCAUCCCUUACUCCCAGGCUCCCCUUUCCCAUCGGACCUGUCCCCGUCCCCAUGGUCAUGCCAAGUGCUGACCCUCGGGCGCUGUCCUUUCCUCUCCUGAACCCUGCCAUCUCCAGACCCAACCAGCCUUCCCCGCCGCUGCCAGCUUCCCAAGGAAGGAACAGCCCGGUAGUGGCAUCGCUUAUGGGCACGCACAGCCCUCACGUGCCUCCCGCUGCCUCCAUCCCCCCUCCGCCCGGCCUGGCAGCAGUUAACAUCGCUCCAGAGUUCCAGAGGCUGCAGCCAGCUGAUAAGCUGGAAAAGCUGCUGGAGAAGUUGCUGACUCGGUUUCCACAGUGCAACAAGGCCCAGCUCACCAACAUCCUGCAGCAGAUCAAGCCUGCUCGGAGGACCAUGGCGGGUCUGACCAUGGAGGAGCUGCCCCAGCUGGUGGCAGCGAAGCUGCCGGAGCAGCAGGAGCGGGCGGCAGCCGGGGCUCAGAAGCUCGUGCAGCCCAGUGACCUUCACCCCAUGGCCUGCUCACACGUGCUGCACAAGGAGUGCAUCAAAUUCUGGGCACAGACCAACACAAAUGACACUUGCCCCUUUUGUCCAAGUCUCAAAUGACGGCUACUCGAACAAAGCGGUCCCGCAGGAGGAGUUGCUGUGAAUAGACAGGAUCAGUUCCCAGAUUUCUACAGUUCUAUAUUUAUACGACCAUGUAUACACAUGUACAUUUUUAUUAUAUAGGGAAUGUGUGUAUAGAAAGUCUGUAUACAUACAAAUUGAUAAAUAAAGUGUGUAUAUUAUGC